Messenger RNA from Caenorhabditis elegans, 1709 nucleotides. It is a transcript of the gene pbo-5, whose product is annotated as Proton-gated ion channel subunit pbo-5. Gene Ontology annotation, biological process: excitatory postsynaptic potential; monoatomic ion transmembrane transport; monoatomic ion transport. Gene Ontology annotation, molecular function: transmembrane signaling receptor activity; extracellular ligand-gated monoatomic ion channel activity; monoatomic ion channel activity. Bases 5 to 1534 code for a protein of 509 amino acids. The transcript is spliced from 9 exons. Gene Ontology annotation, cellular component: membrane; postsynapse; synapse. Lineage: Eukaryota; Metazoa; Nematoda; Chromadorea; Rhabditida; Rhabditidae. The record is from RefSeq and is marked reviewed.
AACUAUGACUCGAUUAUCAAUUUUACAACACCUGUUAACAUUUUUAAUACUUUCUAAAAUCAAUGCGACAUCAACGACAGAAUCAUAUUUUGAUAGCAGUGAAGAAGCUCCGAAUGUUUUAUUAAAUCAUCUAAACAACGAAUCUGAAGGUGAAGAGCUCACUCAAAUAAAUGACACUCAGCCUGCCUUUGUCCCAGGUUCUUCAAAACGCCUUACUGAAUACUUACUUUCAAGACACAAUUUGAAUGCUCCGCCCGAUGGAUUAUUAUAUGUGGAGUACGAACUUGAACUGGUUCAUAUUUUGGGAAUUGAUGAAUUGAAGCAAACAAUGACCGUUCUCAUAUAUGUUGAUGAGCAUUGGGUCGAUCCUAGUCUUACCUGGGAUCCAGCACUUUUUGGAGGAAUCACGAAAACUUGGAUUCCAUUAGACAAGAUUUGGGUCCCAGAUAUCAUAGUUUUCAACAUGGUAAAAUCUAACAGGCUGGCACAUGAGGAUCUUCUCUCCGCUGUUCGAGCACCUGCUCGAAUUCACUAUAAUGGUACCAUUGUUGCGAGUCACCCGGCGGUGCAUACAGUGUCUUGCGAAAUCAACAUAAGACAUUUUCCACUUGACGAUCAACGAUGCGCAAUUGAGAUUGCUUCAUGGGCUUAUGGUCAAGAAAAAAUUCGACUUCAUGCUCACACAGAUCACUCUUUAGAACACUACAAGCGAAACGAGGAAUGGCAUUUGCUGAAUCUCAAUGUUUCAGAAGAAAAAUACGAACACGAGGGUGUCGAGGUGUCGGAAGUUAAAUUUGAAAUUUCCCUGAAACGGCGGCCACUAUUCUAUAUGGUAACAUUGACGUUUCCUAGUUACAUAAUGUGUGCGAUAUCUGUCGUGGGACUGUUUGCUCGGUUUUCUACAACUGGGGAAAGAGAAGAAAGAUUCACAUUAGGAGUAACUGCAAUCUUGACCAUGGCAGUUCUCUCUUUGGUGGUCAGUGAGAAAGUUCCGCACAGCUCUACACAUGUGCCUUUAUUGGUUGCUUAUUUUCUGUUCAAUAUGGUCAUCGUGUCGAUUGCUGCAAUGACAACUGGAAUCGUCAUGAAAGUUCAUCGUUUGGGACGAUAUGGCGACGAGCCAAGUGAUUUCUGGAUGAGGUGUUUCUUAUUGAAACCAGUGUUUCGAACAAGUAACCGCCGAAAGUAUCGAAUGAAUCCAGAAGAACCGACUCAAGUGAUACUUGUUUCUGAAGCAAAAAAUGGAGAAGUUCUCACAAAGAAAUCAACGGAGCUCAAUGGAACCGUGGUAAAAGAAAUUAUGCUUUCAAGCCGUCUAGAAGCUCUAGAAGAGUAUAUUCGCAAAAUGGUAAACCGAUGUGAAACGAUUAAGUGGGAGCUUGACGAAAUCGACGCAGCCGAAAACAUAGAGCUAGUUCGCCGCCGAUCAACAAAUGGAUAUGUUCGAAUUUCGGAACGUUUGGAUAUUUUGUUCAUGUUUCUUUUUCUGUCGACUGUAACUAUCCCCGUGGCUGUGCUGUUUUAUUUAACUUGAAGUUUUGCAAUUGCCAACAAAGACUUCUAAAACGGGUUCUAGCUGCAAUGGAUUCCAAUCGGUUUUUAAAACACUAUUUUUCUCUUCAAAAGUUACCUUUUCCUUACUAUUUGGUUGUCAAAAUUACAUUUAUUUGGAAAUUUUGUGAGUUUUAACUUGUAUAUAAACUUGUUUU